Molecule: messenger RNA, 738 nt
Organism: Stomoxys calcitrans (stable fly)
Lineage: Eukaryota; Metazoa; Arthropoda; Insecta; Diptera; Muscidae
Gene: mRpL32
Product: large ribosomal subunit protein bL32m
Exons: 2
Coding region: 83-688 (201 amino acids)
Biological process (GO): translation
Cellular component (GO): mitochondrial large ribosomal subunit
Molecular function (GO): structural constituent of ribosome
Source: RefSeq, a predicted model, not a curated record
CUAAUGUCAAAUGCAACCGAAUUGUUUUCGUAAUACUGAAUAGGCAUACCAUUUUAUUUUUUCCACAAAAAAUAAAUUAAAAAUGUCACGUAAUUUGGUUUUGUACUUUUCAAACUUUUUGCAACGCUUAGAGUCAGUUUUACCAGCAUUAUUUCAACAAGGUUCACUGCCUCCCGCAUUUGCUUUGGCCGGCUUACCAUCGGUACACGAGAAAAUUCGUAACCAAAACACCCCAACCAGAUCUCUUAAGGACAUUAUAGGAGAUGGCAUACUUUGGGCUGUACCUAAACACCGAAGGACUUUGGAGAAACGUUUAAAUCGUAAAUUCGGUUAUCCCGAAUACAAUUGGAAACCAUUGCGUGUAAAAACAAAUUUGCGAUCUUGCAAUCAAUGUGGUCAUGAUUAUGAGGCCGGUCACUUGUGUCCCCACUGCUACAAUAAAGUUCGUGAGGAAACGCAACAAAUGCAAGAUAAAAUUCAAGAAGAAUUGGGCUUGCAACCGGUUGAACAGGAAGUUGUUGUGUUGUAUGAGGGUGAACGUAAGGAACAACCCUCUGAGAUGUUGAAUGGUAAACGUAUUGUUGAAAUGCCCAAACCUCGACCCAUGUGGUUUACAAAGAAUCUAUUGCAGAAAACCACACAACAGCCUUCUAAUUCCAAGGAAGUAAAACCAAAUGAUUUAGCUUAAACGUGAUUGUUAUUGAAAUAAAAAAAGUAUGUUUUACGAUCAACAAUUAA